AUGGCAAAAGAAUUUAAAAUCAAUAAAGAAACUAAAAAAAUAACUGACUACGAUGAUAAGGAAAUAAGCAUAGAAGAAUAUAACAGUUUAUAUAAGCAAAGACAACAUCCUACGUGGGUUAGGCUUCAAGAGUUAUAUGAUAAAUUUAGCGGAUCCGACAUCGAAGCCAAACGCAAUGCCAAAAAAGGCAAACGCAAAAGGGAAGAUGAAAAAAAUGAUACUCCAAAUGAACAACCUGACCCCAAAAAAACAAAAAGCGACUAUGAUGCUCUCAAAAAUAAAACUUUGGGAGAAAUUACUAAUAAUGAAGCGGCAACAGUAUUAAAAGAAUCAACUAAAUUAGAAGGGGAACAAGGAUACAACCAAGAUGAAAAAAUAGAAUCCAUGGAAGAUAAAUUAAUAGCAGAUGACCCUGAACUUUACCGGCAAACAAUUAUUGAGGCUCUUAAAGAGCGAAUGAAAGACUUGAAUGUUAAAAAAGAAGACUUGGAUGAAGACACUAAAAAGUUAAUUGAAGGCAAAAUCACUGAUGCUCACCAAGUUAAGGUCAUUAAAAACCAAGCGGUCAAAAAAAUUGGUGAAUUAGGUGCUAAAAACAAAUUAACUUCUUUAUUUAGCCAAGCCCAAGCACUUAUAAAAAAAGCCCAAAAAAAUGUUACUGAGAAAAUAAAACAAGACAUAAAAACUGUUCAAGAGCAGUUGAAAA
Molecule: messenger RNA, 706 nt
Organism: Paraglomus occultum
Lineage: Eukaryota; Fungi; Glomeromycota; Glomeromycetes; Paraglomerales; Paraglomeraceae
Source: the annotation of a GenBank genome assembly